Messenger RNA from Motacilla alba alba, 6259 nucleotides. It is a transcript of the gene THRAP3, whose product is annotated as thyroid hormone receptor associated protein 3. Gene Ontology annotation, cellular component: mediator complex. Gene Ontology annotation, biological process: positive regulation of transcription by RNA polymerase II. The record is from RefSeq and is a predicted model, not a curated record. The transcript has 13 exons. Gene Ontology annotation, molecular function: DNA binding; transcription coregulator activity. The coding region runs from base 2095 to 4998 and encodes 967 amino acids. Lineage: Eukaryota; Metazoa; Chordata; Aves; Passeriformes; Motacillidae.
CCCGUGUCUCUGCUGAGUUAUACCCUGCUGACUUCCUGCUGUUUUCCAUCCUUCCUAAUUCCCUGCUUCUCUGUGAGUUGCGUGUCUCUGGAAGACAGUUCUGGCAGUGCUGCAGCAAGUGCUGUCUGGGAAAAGGCUUCCCUGGACACUGGGGUUUGGACCAGCCAAGCGCCCUGACCUUCACUUCCAUUUCUUUUUCAUGGAAGUAAGGCUUUGUCAUGUGUGUUGUAAAUAAAAUGGAUAUUCUGCUGAUGGGGUUAUGAUAAUAUAAUUUAGCUGUCUGCUGCUUUCUCCAGCUGGUUAAAGUCAGGAAGUGUGUAAAGUGUUAAAGAAAAUGGUCAUUUGGGUUAGGGGGAAAAGCAUAGUGGGGAAAGCUGGUGAACACUUUCUGACAUUGGUGUUGCUAUUAGAAAACAAAAAUGUUAUGGUUAUAAAACACCAACACAUAGAGACAAUCCAUGCACAUCAGCAGAUCUAAAUUUAGUUUACCUGGUCCCACUUUCUCUGUUGUCAAAGAAAUGUUGCUUUGGGAGGCCUAGGGAGUGCUGAGCUGGACUGGAUGAGCCUGAGGAUGCUUUUCAUUGUAAGGCCAUGAUGUUCCCUAGCUAUAUCCCUGGAGGAAUAGAGUGCUUUUGCCAGAAGUUUGAGUGUAUUUCAGCUCACUUGGCUUUGUCUUUGUGAAAGGACAAUUUGUCGUGUUGGAACUUGUUAAUUGUUUGAGCAGCCACGGAGCCCUUGAACUUUUUCUCCAUUUCUGGAAAAGUUUACAGUAUCCUGAGCUGUGUUUAAUGGCUGCACGUGCCAGGGCAGGGAUGUGGGCUUUGGGUCGUGUGGUUUCCUCAGAAUUAUGGCGGUGCAGGGAGUUCUUUGGUGAGGCAGGAGUUUCAGGGUAUUUAGCCACAUAGUUCAGGCCAUGGACAUUGGAAGAGAAAGGAGUGGUGGUGGCAGUUACAGAAGCUGUUCUGGCUCCCUGUGGAGCUUGUGCCAGAUAAUGCUGCCAGGCUGUGUGACAGUGGAGCUGUGCCAGUGCCCCUUGAGUUGCCCCUGUUCCUGGACACGAUGGUGUCCGUGCUGGACAGGCCUGGGAACAAGGCUUAAACUGCUCUGUGGGAUUCUGUAGUGAGUCUCAGAUGAGGAAGUUGUUAAAUUUGGCCCCAGCAGCUCAUCAGGUCUUUGUUCCUGCUGGUGCCAGGGCAGAUCGGUGCCUGGGAAGCAGCCGGUGCCAUUUUGUGUCCGGAUGACAGGCUGGGUGUGUGGGUCUGGAGUCUCCUACCCUGAAGGAAACAUCCUUCCCCUCCUCACAGAGAAACUGUGUUAGGAGAGCCUGAGCAUUGAGGGAGUCACUGCUGGGAGCUUGGAGAAGUGAAGAGUUCCUGCUUAAUUUAGCUUUAUCAUGUCAGAGCUAUGAAUAGUGAAAUCACGGGAUCACAUUUCACGCCAGCUGGGAAUGGUGUUUGCGCUGCCUCACUCCAUGGUAACCGGAAGCUGCCGGGCCUUAAAAAAAAAAAAGUGAAGCUAAUGGCACACAGAGAUGGCAGCCGGCUGCUCUGGGGGUUGUUUCCCAGCCAAGGAGGGGUUUUCUGUCCCUGCCCGUGCUCCUGUCACACCUGAACACAGCUUGUGCCUCUCUGGUGUGUGAGAGUGAGGCCUGAGCGCGGCCCUGCCCGCGGCUCCAGCGAUCCGAGAAGUGCCCUGCUCACAAUUCCACCUCCGCAGUCGUCACCCGGCCAUUUUUAGCCUGCCGUGAUUUACAGGGUGAGCUGGGUGUGCAAACCCCGAAGAGCCCCUGCAGGGUGAGGAGCUGGCUGGGCCAGGCGCUGCUCCUGCUGCUGCCUGGGGUCACUCACUCCUGCCUUUGGCUGGGUGAAAGCAGCAGAGGAGAGCGGGGCAAGGAGCCCCCGGGAGUGGCCGCUCUGGGAGCGCUGAAGGUCAAUCACUUCUAAAGAAGCAGUGUUUAGAACCAGAUUUGAUGGGACACUUGUACAAGGUUUUCUUCCUGAUUUCAUAAUUGACCAAGCUGAGACGGUGAAAUCUGACAGAAGGGUGCAAGGUGUGAGCCUGCUCAAGCAGGUGCACUGACAGGUGCUUGCAGAGAUGUCUAAAACGAACAAAUCCAAGUCUGGCUCGCGUUCCUCCCGCUCGAGGUCUGGAUCGAGGUCCCGCUCCCGUUCCUUCUCCAAAUCCCGCUCCCGUUCCCGCUCCAUCUCGCGCUCGAGGAAACGCAGACUGAGUUCUAGGUCUCGUUCAAGAUCCUAUUCUCCAUCUCACAACAGAGAAAGGAACCACCCACGGGUCUAUCAGAACCGUGAUUUCAGAGGCCAUAACAGAGGAUACCGGAGACCGUAUUAUUUCCGUGGCCGAAACCGAGGCUUUUAUCCCUGGGGCCAGUACAACCGAGGAGGAUAUGGGAAUUACAGGUCCAACUGGCAAAACUACCGCCAGGCCUACAGCCCUCGCAGGGGCAGGUCGCGCUCCCGCUCACCCAAGAGGAGGUCUCCUUCCCCACGGUCCAGAAGCCAUUCCAGGAAUUCUGAUAAAUCAUCUUCCGACCGCUCGAGGAGGUCUUCCUCUUCCCGCUCGUCCUCCAAUCACAGUCGGGUUGAGUCUUCCAAGCGUAAAUCUGGAAAGGAGAAGAAAUCAUCCUCCAAGGAUGCCCGGGCAUCCCAGGCUGCGGGAGAUAACCAAGGAGACGAGUCUAAGGAGCAGCAGUUUUCAGGAGCGGGGGCUCAAGAUGCCAAGGCGUCCGAGGGAUCAAAACCGUGGCAAGAUGUCAGCAGCUAUGGCACGGGCUCCACGUCCAGAGGGUCGGUGUCGGAGCUGAGCCCCCGGGAGCGCAGCCCUGCCCUCAAGAGCCCGCUGCAGUCGGUCGUGGUGCGGCGGCGCUCGCCCCGGCCCAGCCCCGUGCAGAAGCCGAGCCCGCCGCGCUCCAGCCCGUCCCCGAUGGGCUCUGCCGCCCAGAGCGGCUCCACCUCCUUCCAGGGGGGCUCCCACCAGAGCCCCUUCGAGCACGGCUCGGCAGGAAUGAGCCCCACCAGAAAGAGCCCGGUGUGCAAAAGCCCCACACCCGUCAGUUCGCUCUAUGGUGCCGCUCCAAAGGAGGAGGGCACAGCUCCCGGCGGAGGAGCCUUCUCCAAGAGGUAUCUGGAGGAGCAGAAGACUGAGAACGGGAAAGACAAAGACCAGAAAGUAACAAAUGCUGAGAAAGAAAAAAGUAAAGAAAAAGGGAAUUUCUCUGAGUUGGGAUCGACAGAUGGAAAGGCAAAAUCUGACUCGUAUGGAUCGAAAGCUGACUCGGAGAAGGGAUACCGCGGCAGCCAGUCGCCCAAGCGCUACAAGUUCAGGGAUGACUUUGACAAGCUCAAGGUCCCAGAGUUCCACAAGGAAGGUCAUUAUGGGAAAGAUGAAACAGAUGAGCAGGACAAGAAGGAUAAGGCAAAGGGCCGGAAAGAUUCGGAAUUUGAUGAUGAGCCCAAAUUUAUGUCUAAAGUCGUAGCGACUUCAAGUAAAAGUCAAGAGGAGGAUAGGUCAGGAAAAUGGGAAGGUGUGGUGUUCCUGCCACCUGGAAAAGAGAAGCAAAGGAAGCCUGAUGAAAUGGAGGAGGAGAGCUAUUCUGAAAGAUCCAAAAAAGAAGAGAGACCAGGAUCCAAGAGAGCUGAACCUGGUCACAGGGGUUUUGUACCUGAAAAGAAUUUUAGAGUGACCACUUACAAGUCAAGCCAGGAAAAAAGCUCUUCCCCUCCACCAAGGAAGGCUUCUGAGGUGAAGGAGAAGCCAGGCACCAAAGUAGAGGGGCUAACUCCUGGCAAAUCCUCCUUUUCCAUUACUCGUGAGGCCCAGGUCAAUAUUCGAAUGGAUUCCUUCGAUGAGGAUCUUGCACGUCCCAGUGGCAUAUUGGCUCAGGAGCGGAAGCUGUGCCGGGAUCUCGUGCACAGCAACAAGAAAGAGCAGGAAUUCCGCUCCAUUUUCCAUCACAUCCAGUCGGCUCAGUCGCAGAGAAGCCCUUCUGAACUGUUUGCUCAGCACAUAGUGACUAUAGUCCAUCAUGUAAGAGAGCAUCACUUUGGGUCUUCAGCUAUGACGCUGAACGAACGCUUUACCAAAUAUCUAAAGAAAGGAAUGGAACAGGAUGCAGCUAAAAACAAAAAGAGCCCUGAAAUCCACAGGAGGAUAGAUAUAUCUCCCAGUACUUUUAGAAAACAUGGAUUCUCUCAAGAGGAAUCGAAAAGCUCCAGAGAUCCUGGCUUCAAGGCUGAAGGGAAAUAUAAGGACGACCCUGUUGAUCUGCGCCUUGAUAUUGAACGCCGUAAAAAACAUAAGGAAAGAGAUCUUAAACGCGAUAAAUCCAGGGAGUCGGUGGACUCGAGAGAUUCAAGUCACUCAAGGGAAAGAUCAACUGAGAAAACGGAGAAAAGUCACAAAGGCUCAAAGAAAAAGAAACACCGGCGGGUGCGUGAGAGAUCCAGGUCCAGCUCGUCGUCGUCGUGGUCCUCUCACUCAGUCAAAGCAGAGGAGUAUCCCGAGGAGACUGAGGAGAGGGAGGAGAGCUCCACAGGCUUUGACAAGUCCCGGCUGGGGACUAAGGAAUUCUCUGGUCCAAAUGAGAGAGGAAGAGCGAGAGGAACCUUUCAGUUCAGAGCUCGAGGGAGAGGAUGGGGCAGAGGCAACUUUUCAGGCAACAACAACAGCAACAGCGGCGGCAACAACGACUUCCAGAAGCGCAGCAGAGAGGAGGAGUGGGACCCUGAGUACACGCCUAAGAGCAAGAAAUACUACUUGCACGACGACCGCGAGGGCGAGGGCACGGACAAGUGGGUGAACAGGGGCCGCGGCCGUGGCGCCUUCCCCCGGGGAAGAGGCCGCUUCAUGUUCCGCAAGUCCAGCACCAGCCCCAAGUGGGCUCAUGACAAGUUCAGUGGGGAAGAGGGAGAAAUCGAAGACGACGAAAGCGGAACGGAAAACCGGGAGGAAAAGGACGCCCUGCAGACGACGGCCGAGUAGCCGCGGGGUCCGCGCGGUGCCGGGAGCCCUGGCAGGAGGGGAGGGGUCAGGCUGGUGCUGGGGUGUCAGGGUGAUCCCCACGUGCUGAGCAGAGCCCCGGAGAGCAGCUCGGAAACCAUCCCGACGUUAUUUAACUGCAUUUCCAGAGUUCAGCCUCCCCAAGCACGGACCGGGACUGAUCCAUCAUUUACGCUCGGAUCCGCUCCUGGAGUUUCUCUUCCCAAAGACUUCCCUUCUGGACUGGAUACGGUCAAGCGCUGGGUGAGACCCCAGAUUUUCCCUUCUCUGUGACCUUACGGAUGGUCGGUUAUUUUUUGGUAACGGGCUUUGAGGACGAUGUGGUUUUAGUUUGUGCCCACCUGACCUCACCUGUCCUGACAUUUUGUUUCUCUUUUAUAAUUUGACCCAGUGAUAGUCGGGGUUCACUCGCCCGCUCAAAUUUUCCUCCCCUAUUGUGUAUUCAAUUUUCUAAAUUCUGCUUAUUUUAGGCCUUUACAUACGUAGUAGCAUCAAUUCAGAGAUAAUUUUGGAAACUAUUUUUGGUUCUUAUAAAUAAGGAAAUAAUGAAGCAUGUGAGUAAACAUCUAAAUGUUCAUUUGUUGGGACCAAACUGCUAUGACUUUUUUUUUUUUUUUUUUUAACUUUUUUUAAUGUAACAGUUGAGUUUAGGGCCUUUUAAAAAUUGUUUUCCUUUUAUUUUGGAAGUUAACAAAAUUAGCAUGGUUUAAAAGAGAAAAAAAUUUACACCCUACUUCUGGCCACUGUUUGUGUUCACUAUUAGGCCUGGUGUGUGCUGGACCCCAAACUGCUUGUAGCAUUUGUGUCCCCUCCCUGCAGCUGGUUGUGACCCGAGUGCCCUUUCCAAGGUGAUACAGUUUUCUAAGAAACUUCUGAAUUCUUCUUGGGGAAAAAUAUAAAUGGAGAUGAGAAUUUUUCAAUAUUUUUUAUUAACCUUUUUAUAAAACCAAAAGGCAUAUUCCUCUUGAGCUGGUUGAGGACGGCCCUUAGGAUGCAUUUCUUUUUAUCUUCUACUUUAAAGAUAUUCUGGAGCAGUUUGUGGAGGGUUCCCGGCCAGGUCUGAGCCUGGGCGGGGAGGCACAGCCGUGCCCGUGCUCCCCCUGUCCCUCUCCCCAGGAUUGCUGUGCUGUUCCCCACACACCAGCUAGAGUUUGGUUUGUUUUGACUUGAACAGUUCCUGUUUAGCAAAGCCCCGAAGUUUGUUUAUGCAAAUAAAAUACAAUAAAAUAAGUCGUAGGUGUAA